Molecule: messenger RNA, 2461 nt
Organism: Triplophysa rosa
Lineage: Eukaryota; Metazoa; Chordata; Actinopteri; Cypriniformes; Nemacheilidae
Gene: pheta2
Product: PH domain containing endocytic trafficking adaptor 2
Exons: 5
Coding region: 684-1523 (279 amino acids)
Biological process (GO): endosome organization; retrograde transport, endosome to Golgi; receptor recycling
Cellular component (GO): early endosome; recycling endosome; trans-Golgi network
Source: RefSeq, a predicted model, not a curated record
CAACGCUAGUGGCCGCUGUUAAUUAAGAACUGCGCCUUUAAGUAACGUUAAAUAGUAAAUAGAUAUCAGAGUUAACUUGGCCGUUUUCUCUCUUGUCAAUACAUUUUAGCUUUAAAAGCUUUUUUUGUGGGAUGCCUUUUAAAUGCAUAACACACAACAAAGUAACCUUUAAAUUUCCAAAGUGGCAUCAAUUGUCCAGAACCUAUGCAAACGCACAGUUCUGCUCUGGUAAAUAUUUUACGAGUGCAUGAGUUGGAUAUAUAAACAUGCAUCUUUUUGUAGUUGAUAUAUUUGAACAACUGUUUUAUAGUUUUUCAAUUGAUGAAUACAACGCUUUUGUUCCCAUGCAUGCUGCUGUUGAGUCAAAAGAGAACAUCACACCGGCUUUUGUUACCAGGAAGUGGGGCGCGUUAUUUAUAUUUCAACGCUUGCCAGAUUGACGUGAGGGCGCGCGCUGGUAAUACGAAACUUAUAAUAUUACCUUUAUACCAUGUGUCGGAGCAUCGGCGUUUCACUUCAAGUGGUGUUUUCCGCGAUAAAUAAUCGGAAAUAAGAUACUAACAACUUGCUGAAUGACUGACAGUUCCUGUGUUAACCAGACAGACGAGUUUCUUAUCUCGUACACUAUGAGAUGUGCCUGUCAUUUGCGCGUUUGACACGGCUGCACGCCAGGUGGCGUUGUAAUGAAGAUCCAUGAGAAGAUUGUAACACACUACCUGUCCUGCACUUCACCUGUAGAUAAAGAGGGAUACCUCUACAAAAAGAGGGAGAGAAACACCACUUACCUGCGACGGUGGUUUGUGUUGAAAGGGAAUCUGUUGUAUUAUCAGGAGCGUCCAGGUGAUCGUAAUCUGUUGGGCGUUAUCGUUCUGGAGGGCUGUAUGGUGCAGGCAUGUGAGACGGAUGGUCAGUUCUGUUUCUCCUUGGUGUUCACUGGACCAGGCCUUCGCACAUAUAGACUUGCCGCUGAUGACCAUCUGAGCCAGGAGAGUUGGAUCAGUUCUCUGCUUUGCGCCAGUCACCUCUACCUUUCAAUGAUCGUCAAGGACCUGCAGAGACGCUACAAAGAAGCUAGAAAAGAGAAAGGCAUUUGUGAUCUGAUACAGACUGAGGAAACAUCUGAUAAUACAAUGGCUUCCUGGAACACAGGACACCCCUAUUUCGGACAUGGGGCUUCCGUGGUACCCAGAGAUGGGAGAAGCUACAGUACAGGUUCAGUACCGCCUUCAUCUAUGACAAACAGACCCAUCAGUUAUAGUCUUCAGGCCCCUCCUGUUCCAUUCAAAACCAACAAUAAGCGAUCUCCAAAGCUUUGGCCAAAGAGAAACGCCCAUGUCACACCCUUGAAUAGUCCAGCACCAUCUUAUGGGGAGUGGCCAGUUGUGGGUUUUGAUCCGUUAGAGGAAUUCAGUAAACUGCAUGAGUACUAUGGAAAUGAGAUUAAGGAACUAAGAGCUGACUGGCUAAAGAAAAAGCGAGAGGAAGUGGGAUACAUUGAGGAGGACCUCAUUGACCUUGGUUAAAUCUUAUUGGAGCUCAAGGCACACAUACCUGCAUUUGAUCAUAUUAAUAUCUAAAUAGUAAAUCCUGCUCUAUAACCAAAAUAAAUCAUGUACUGUUAAAAUAGAUUUUAUGCAUCACUAGCUAUGGAUGCAGUAAAUGUGAUCUUGGUGUCUUUUUAAGGUUCUGAAAGUACAGUAUGCAGUGUAGCACUGACUUCUGGUCUUGGCAACUCUUCUGUAAAGGGUUUCUCAUUUCCCCUCUGUGGUGUACAUAUCAGCCUAAAUGAUCAUUAAACAGAACUAAGAUCACUGUAGUCUUACCCUUAAGUUACCUACGUGCAGAUAUUGACAACUGCAAAUGGGUAAUUUCUAUUUAGAAGCCUGCAAGUAUAUAAAUAAAUUAAUUGUUAACUUUAUUUCCUUCUUUUAAGAUUGUGUUUGUUGUAUAUUUGUGAAUGCAAAAUAGUAGUUAUUAAUGACUUGCUUGUUCUUAACGUAUGUGUUGCGGCAGCCUAAACGUAUGUGAUUGUUUUGUAUUUAAAGAACAAUAUUCAUUUAUCUUACAGUAUAUGAAUGUAAUUGAAGUUUUAGUAUACAUAGCAUGGCCUGGCUCAAAACAUCAGUGUGAUGUUGUGCAGAGGAUUACAUAUGCCAGUGACUGUUUUAUAGUUCUGCCUGUCUGAAUUUGUUUCACACAGUUCAGGGGGUUUCACAAAUAAACCAAAAUACACACCCUGUUUAGUCUUCCUCUUUCACUCUACCUCAAUUCAUUGGUGAUGUAGUGUCAUUUGCAAAUCUCUUCACACUUUUAGGAUAUUAUACACAAUAUUUAACAUAACAGGUUAUUUAAUUAGGAUUGGUUGUGAUAAUUAAUAAAUGUUAAAGUAAAGUACAGCUUUUGUGUUGUGAGAUUAAAAAAGAAGCCACUAGAUGUCACUAUACUUCAGUAACUCGGUAGU